AUGAAGCCACGAAAAGACGUCAAGCCUCUUUUAGUGGUUUCAUUUGUGGCUGCUGUUUUGAUGCUUGUGGAGUACGAGUACUGGAGUGAAAUAGAUUAUCUCUCAUCAGCCAUCGCCGCGUUGAGACAGAAUGUUCGUCUGACCUUUGAAUCAAACACUACGCUAAAAACAGAAAGGGUCCAUUUUGAAGGCGAAUCAAGAUCCGAGGAGAAAUGCGCGAUACCAUUAGCCUUCAACGCAGAUCUUCAUGAGCGGAGUAAGACAAAAUGGCCCUGUAGGUUGCCAAUUUUGGACCCUUUUCAUCCGCAAGUGAUGAAAGCGAUUACACCAGUGGCGUCACUAAACUGCAAGGGGAGGCUUUUUACGGAGUUCCAAAACGGAAAAUUUCGACUCCUAGAUGACGUUAGAAAAGGUUCGUAAUUAAGCUAUUCCAGACUCGCCAUUGUAUCGAAUUACAUGAAGACUUCGGCCCCAUUUCCAAGAUUAUCUGAAUACAAAGAGCAGUACCUUGUUGUUUGGGUGUAUGUGGGUGUGUGUCUGUGUGUUCAUAUGCCGUUUCCUAAAGGGGUCAGAAGAUUAAUCUGAAAGCCCCGAAUCACACAUUUGCACCUAACAUCAUAUUUGGGUAUGGAUUUUUAUCUUGAAAAUGGUUUUUACUUGUAUCAUUACUAUUACUUUUUACUUGUAUCAUUACGAUUAGUUUCAUUUUUGACACAGAUUGAAAUAAAGUUACUUACUUAUCUUUUGCACACAACAUGGAGUGCUUAAAUAUUUGCUCGUGAAGCACAAUUUCACGUGCUUACGAAAAGGUUUGAUCUAAAGCGGGCAAAGUUUUUUACAUACAAUGUUGGGAGAGAUGGCUUAAGUAGUCAAACAUGCUCUUCCAACACGUUAGGCCCAAAAGUUUUACUGUUUAAUCAGCGCUUACAUAACAAGAGAAUCAAACUGUAAUAAAAGAGAAGCUGCAAAAUAAAACAGUAAACGAAUGGUAAGGCACCUCUGUAAGAAAGUUCAUAAAGAUGCCCUGUUAGAGAAAGUUCACCAUCUAAAUAUUUUUUAGUGUAGGUAACAAAAAAUGUACUGUUUCCCUGGCUGACAUUCCUUUGGUUUAACAUUUUAGAGUGGCAAGUGGUAAGCCAAAUGAAAUGUCUUAUGUGUAACUCAACUUUACAUUUCUCGAACUGUAGCUAAAAUGCUCUUUCUUUGCUUCUGUAGAGCAUGAAAUCGCUGAAGUCUUCGCCGAACCGAUCUACCGUAAAACUGAUUAUGAUGUAAAGUUGGGACAAAGGAUCUUUGUUAACUUAACGAAUAGGGAGGCAAGAGUAAAUAGCGAUUUUCUCAAAGUAACCGUUCGAUUUAAGAACGGCAAAAUCCAAUCCGAUUUCCACGCCGCGAUUUCAGAGAUCGACGACGUUGCAAAAGAGAAAGAAACGCACAGUGCACCCUUGAACAUAAUGAUUUUGACUUUCGAUGGAACGUCUACCGCCCACUUCAAAAGAUUGUUGCCAAAGACGUAUGCCUACCUUAAAGAUGGGCUGGAUUCCAUAUUUUUCAAGGGUUAUUCUAUUGUUGGAGAAUCAACAACUCCGGCGAUGACUGCUUUCUUAACAGGCAAGUCGGUGUCGGAGAAUUGUGAAUUCAAGGAAGCGAGACGAGGACAUAAAAAUUCGAGUUACGUGGACAAGUGGCCAUUUAUAUUCAAGGAAUUAAAGCGUCUUGGAAUUGCUACAAUGUGGAGUGAAGAUCAACCUGGUAUAGGUGAGUACUUUAGAGUAAUUUCAGUUGUUUGUCGAAAGUAAUCCGUGGUUGCAUGGGUUUUGCUCUACUCCGCUCUGUGAUUGGUCCAGAAAACUCGCGCCACUCUCUCAACCAAUCAGGUGCAAAGCUAAAACCAAUCACGACUUGAUCUCCUGCGUUUUCCCGCGCUUCAAGCAGUUUGCUCGUUUUUACUUUGAGUUCUCAUUGGCUAUUUAAGAUAUUUUCCUUCUAGUUUGAUUGGCUGUUAUGAUAACUUUGGUUAUGGUUCCACGAAACUCAAUCGUUAAUCGCUCAAACAUGUGCAUGUAAUGCAUAAACAGUAAAUGAGACUUGCAGUGUUGUAUUGUCUAAAAUCACUUUACAAUUAAUUUCUUGGUUUAGAGCUCUUCAACUAAUUUUACGGUUAAAAGUAUAACUACAUGGAAGGUAAUACAAGCGAGUUGUACUGAGAUGGAAAACGAGGCGAUUGUAUCGUCUUCUCAUUGUGAUUGAUUUCAAACUAACCUGACCGCUAUUGAACCAGAAGUUUGCAGUGUGGCCGCCCCUGAGAGAAUGACAACUAGAGUAGACAAGCUUUUUGGCUUUUUGUAACUGCUUUUUCAUUUAAUUUCUCCUUUAGGUGCAUUUCAUCUCACACUAAAGGGAUUCAAAGAUCAGCCAACUGAUCAUUAUGGAAGACCUUUGUGGUAUGCAGGAGAUAAGGGCCUUUGUUUCAGCUCUCAGCCACAGUUUGAAUUACAACUCAAAUAUCUUAAAAGCUUUAUGAAAUCCUACCCAGGAAAAAGGAAAUUUGGUUUCACAUUUCUAUCAAACUUGUGCCAUCGACAACCUGGCCUAGCCCACGCAGCUGACGAUGGAUUACUGUCUUUUUUCGUUUCACUUAAAGAUAAAAAUUUGUUGAAUGACACCAUGUUCAUCACAAUGGCUGAUCAUGGUGCAAGAUUUGGCGUCGUGCGUGAAAGCCCUCAAGGAAAGUUGGAGCACAGACUUCCACUUCUUUCUUUGACUCUUCCGCCUUGGUUUAAACGGAGUUAUCCGGCGCAAAUGACAGCAUUGGUUAGGAAUACCCGGAUAAUUUCCUCACCCUUCGAUCUUCACAAAACGAUGAAGCAUCUGUUGAUGUUUCCAGAGAAAACUUUGGUUCAAACGGAUACGAUCGGUAGCAGUCUUUUUGAACCACUUUCAGAAGACAGGAAAUGCAUUGAUGCAGGUAUUCCGGAAAAUUACUGCCCGUGUUUAAGAUGGCAACCAAUUAGCAUCGCUCAUCCGCACGUGCUUCGAGCUGUUAAGGUGGCAGUGAGCCACGUCAACGAGUUGUUGAUGUCUCACCCAACGACAGCCAAAUUAUGCCAUCGACUAGAGAUGAAGACAGUUUUAGAAGCUUAUCAAAAAAUUUCAAGUCUUGAAAUGCAUCUGAAUUUAGACCAAGAAAAUACAACGUGUAGUUAUCAAAUUCAGUUUCAGGCUACACCUGGUGAUGGUGUAUUUGAAGGUAUAUUCAGAUUGGACUCAUCGGGGAAUUUCAGAGUCUAUGGAGAUAUUGAUCGUGUUAACAAGUACGGUGAUCAACCUGAGUGUAUUGUUGCACAUGCGCCGUCAAUGCGACCGUACUGCAUUUGUUUGUCACAAAAUACGCCUGACACCAACAGACGGGUAUAGCACUGUCUACCAUUUCUCCCGCCCUCCCCCCUUACGCUCUCUACCCCUCUCACUUCGUCCAUUGCUCAACUGUGAUAAACUGAGUACAAACAAUUUUAAAAAGUUGUAUCCAAUCUUGUGUAAUAUUUACAGCAGAUUACCAUCUGUAGAGAACAGGUCCUCUUCAAGUCCCUCUUUCAGGUGUCUUUGGAACGUAGUUUCGUGUGGGUACAGAAGUAUAUUUAUUUACGGAUCUUCUCGCUGAAGGACAGAACUUAUUUCUUACGGUAAGUGGAUCGUGAUCUACAAAAGGGGUUUGCACAUCGAUGAGUCACAAAAAGAACAAAAGUAUUCACAAGCGUAACCCCAGACCAAUAGCCUUAUCUGAGAAUUUUGCGCUUAUUCGGACAAGGAAACUAAAACACGAAUGCGAAUCAAAUAAGAGACAAGUCUGCGUUUGUUUAACAGUCCUAUCGUAUCAGUAACAGGGCAAUGGUGUUGUGGUGCAGAAGGGAACAUGAAACAAGCCAGUGCAAUAAACAAAACAGGAUAGAAAGUAAAUGGCAUUGUCAACAGACAGUUUUUCUAUAUUAUUCUAAGUUUCUUGUUGUUGUAUUUAGGAGAAUUGAAGAUUUAAAACGAGUGCGCCCGCCCGCCUGAUUAAGCACCCCGUCUGAGUUGCUAACAAAUGAAUUAACUUAGGCAUGAUCCCUUUCGAGUUGAUCUGAUGAUAAAAUAAUUUUUGAAAGGGAUGUUUUUGCCUUCAGACAGAGUAAAAACACUUCUUGUCUCGUCCCCACAUGAUAUUAUCCCAAUCCAGGCCUGCUCGGCAGCUUAUAAGCAACUUUUGGCGUUUGGAGAAACUUUUCGAGAUUCUAGCAACCUCGAGCAAUUUUUGAAGACCUGUGGAAAGCAACUUUUGAAAUUUAGGUGGCCAAUUUUUGGAGUUUGUUCAAUUUCUUAGCCCGUUUUUGGUAUUCCGCUUUAGAAACUUUCCAUCGUGUUAAAUGAUAAAAUUACAAUUAUAGUUAAUCUAUAAUAUCGUAAGGGUUUUCUGUAUUGGUGUUAGAAGGAAAAGGAAUGGAAAUAUUAUAUUAUUCUAAGUCAUUUAAAGUAAAUUAUAAAAAGGGCAGGUUGAUUACUUCGUACGCCUUCUUGGUGGUCUUAUCUUAAAGGUUGAGUCUAAUCACAUUCUUCUUGUGAGUUUGGCCACGUUCACCUAGUGAGUUUAAUCACGUUUUCUUCGUUGUGAUCGUGAAGUUGACAUGGAACUCGUGAUAGGCCGUGUUCUUAAAUAAGUUAAUUUGUUAGUCCAGGAAGAGUAAAUCUCCCUGGUAAUAGGUCGCGUUCGACACCUUCGUGUUCCCAGAGGUAAUUUAAGGGGUAAACAGGUGAUGUCCCUUAUGUUUUCGCAACAAGAAGCAAUUUGGGGGCGGUACUUGUGAGCGCCCUUCUUCUUUAACUCUUGUGACCAAGAUGUUGUUAUGUAACAAUCUUUAAAGGUGAUUUGCUCUUAAAAAUAUACUUUCAGGUAUAAAUAAUACUCUACACCAAGGUUAUUUGUAAUUUUACAUUGUCGAUCUCGUUUCUGUUCUGACCGAUCUCAACCGUAAAGAUAUGAAAAUUAGGAAAGAAAUUAAUUUUAUAACUGUGUCGACAACCCUUAGUGCUUACUCAGUAUGUGGGAACUAUAAUACGUAGUCAAGCGUGAUUCGCUAGUUGAGAUGGUACGAUGACGACACAAGAAGAUUGACGGCUUAGAAAUGUCAUCCGCAGUGACACCUUUAUAAGCGGAGACUCUAGUUUUCCUUGAUAGAUUGAAGCUAGUCCCUAUUGUAACAACUUGAGGAGAGAAGCAAAUAAAGAAGGUUCAACCAGUCCACAAACGAGUGUUAGAGAAAACAAUUCUAACAAUCGUUUUACGAGCACAGUCUCAAGUACGGGCUAUUCCAGUCUCUUUUCGCUCAGAACUCUUCCUGGAAGAUGUCAAAAGAAAGCAAGCUCCGAGCGGCACGACAUAGAGCAUCGUGAUCUCUUUUCAUAACCGUUCACAGGCAGACAAAAUGUAGCCUCCCUCUCUUACCAAUUCUCGUUCCCAUAUCUAGUCCUACCGUGUAGUUGUAACGGAAAUGUAGACUUGGUCGAGGAAGGUUUUUGGCAUGUGAAGCGUAAAUUUUUCAGAAAGAAGAGCGUGAUUCGUGAAUUUGUGAACCAGCGUGAGAAGUGAUUUGCCCCCUGAAAUAUACGAGACUCAUAAAAACCUCAAGAUUUCCCUGAAGUCCUGUACACAAGAAGAGAGAUUUGAAGUUUUCUCUUUACAAUGUGACGCCUGAGUUUCUCUCCAAUUCAUAGGUGAAAAUAAACAGGAUCGGGACCCACCCUCCCCUCCCCCCCCCACGCCUUUGCUAAUUUCUCUUUACAUUUUGUAUGGUACUGACGAGAAUAAUUUAUUUUGAAAAUCAGCACCAUUUCCUUUGUUCUCAUUCCCUUUACAUUUGAUUAAAGGCAGAUAACGUAAAGAGAAAUUAGAAGUCACACGCUCCUCGGGGUUUAUGUUCAAAGCACGAUCUCAACGAUUGUGCUACGCGCUCAAACCAAUUUUUCCCACGUCCGUCGCCCAUGUUUGCCGGCCACGUUGUUUGACCCCUGGCGAUCCCUGAAACCUUUACACAAACGCGAGGAUCCGAUUACUGGCAACUCAAUCCUUUAUUCAAAGACCUUGCAUUGAUCGAUCCUUGUCUUUGCCAACGUAAGCCACGUCACAGUGUAAAUUUUAGAUUUGUCCAUCGUCUUAACGUUGUGUUUGUCGCUAAGGACGAGAAAUAAGAAGAGAUAGAGCGAAUCUAAAGAAACCUUUCGUUACGCUAAACACGGCAGUGAAUGAAAUAUUCACUCUUCAAUAUCUUCAAAUUCUCCUUGUCAGCACCCUAGGAAAUGUUUAGAGAGCAGUGCGGAGAAUAUGCAUAUUGAUGUUGGGGAGUCGAUUAGUCUUGUGUCCCAUUCACACCAGCAAAAAUAUAACCCAGGUGGAGCUGAAUAAAAUUCAGCAAUAAAAAAACUGACAACUAAAUUUCACACAUGGUUUAAGUAAUCACUAAAUUUAAAUUUCAUUGCGCUAAAAAUUUGAAGUCGGCAAACAUCAGGUUAAAUAACUUCAAUGAAGGAAAAAUAAUUUGCAACCGUGAUCGACAUUUUGUUUUAGCUUUGUAAUAAGAGGGGAUUUAGAUUUGUUUUUUAAAAACUUUUUUAGGAUUAUCAAGUCUGUCAGUGCACGUUUUAUUUCAUGCUGCUCAAGAAUUCUUUAGUCGUGUUAAUUUUUUUUUUCUUAUUCAAAUAAUUCGGCUAAUCAAUCCCUUUUUUUAAAUUAUUCUUGUUUUCAUUUUAUAAUCAUUUUCCUCGCCGCUGUAUUUCUAGGAAAGUCAACGUCACGCUCUGAACAAGCUCGUGUCGGAUUUAUUUCCUAUUGUGACGUAACUGUGUCUUCUACACCAAAAAAGAGCAUAUAUUCUUGACAUGCCUUAAGAAUAGAUUCUUGUCAAAGAAAAAGAAGAUUGCAGUGUAAGAUCGUCUUACAGGUCAACAAUCAAACAAACAGCGAAUUUAUUUGCUAUGUGUGAAAGUGUGACCUAGCGUCUGAAUAUCGCAUGACAUCUCCAAAUACAGCUGAAAACAAUAAGCAUCUCACACGAGGGCUGAAUUAUCUGAAGCAAUGAAGGUGAGUCCACUUCUCAAAACACUCAUAUUUGUAUUUCUAAAGGAAGUAUCCUCAAUAUCGAUCCAUUGUAUCCACUAAAUUUUGUAAAUAGAUCGAGCAUACCGGUAAAAUUUUGUUUCGUGUCGUAUUCCCUGCGUUCGGGAAUGUGUUCCUAAGUAGUAGUCAUUCGUCUGAAAAACUAUUUCUUGUCGUUGAAGGCGAAUGAGGUACGUGUCGUGGUUUUGCUUCGUUUCGAAAUGAUUACCGAGUGUAAUUUAAUCUGCUUUUCAUAACUCCUGAUGAAACAGAAGCGAAAUACCUAUUUCUUGUUAUGGGUUAAAUCGGCGAGGGGUGUUUGAGCGAACCCGGAUGACAACAACAAUGGAGGAAAACCAACAAACUGAAGUGAUACGAAGAAAUAGUAUUGAUGAAUUUAUUAAAUUUGAACCGCAGGAAGGGGAAGGGGAAGAAAAACCAAUAGUUAAUAUGAUUUUAAACUAGAAAAUUUCCCCGUUUAUUCGAUGUGGCUUUGAUGUCGCAUGUGUAUUGAAUUUUUAUAUUUAGAUAAGUGUUCGCCAAAUUGUCUAGUCAGUGUUUGUUCAUUUGUGUCUUCUUGCCUUCCUCAUUUCUCUCGGUCAGAGUCCAGCAAUUACUAAAACAGAUGUAUGCAAUUGAAAAUUACAGUUUAUUCCGGGAUGGAACCCUGCAUAAAUUGUACCCUUUCGUGCACGAGAAGUAGAUUACGAAAUGAAACGUUACACGAAAUUGUGACAUGCAUUCAAAUGACACCUUUUAGACCAAAUGGCAUUAAGACAAUCGAAUUACUCCGAAUAACCAUCUGACGCUUGAAAUUAUUUUGUCUUUCUUCCUUUUUUUUUCUUUGGGGCUUCGCGUUCUGAUGGAAAGCUACUUUGUCAUUCAGAAAAAUAGGAUUUGUUUCCACAAGAUUUGUCCUAGACUAGUAUCAGUUUCGUGCCUGUCGAAAAAAAAAUAUCAAUACGGGUCACCUAAGAGUGUGGCCAGAGGUAGUCAAUGAAAACAAAAGAAAUUUAAAUAAACUUUAAAGUUUAUUUAUAUUCGGGGCCCUAAAGAAUGAGAAAAGGAUAUAUUUAAAGGGCUCAAACCCACGACGGCGAAGGCAACGAGGAUGUGGCAAAACAAAGGAAACGAAAGAGCAAUAGCUCGGCUCAAGCAUUUUGAUACUUAAGUUUUCUCGAAACGGAAACCACUACUUUCCUUUUGUUGCGUCAUGUGAUAUAAGCAAAGCUUUUGGCAACAGUAAUUCAUAUUAUUUUUGUUCUCCAGGCUGUCAUUUUAAGAUGCUUAGCUACUUCAAACACAUUUUAAACUUCCCCUGUGUACUACUACCGUCAGUAUAUUAUAAACAGUUUAAAUCUCUUGCUUAAGGCCAUAGGCAUAACACUUCGUCCAAAAGUCUUUCUCUUAAAAUUUUGAUAUCUUGACCAAAUUAAUAUUUCAGCUAAAACAAAAUUUUAAAAAUUUGUGUAGAGAAAAGAAGAACUUUGAAAAUAGAUAUUAGUUGAAAAUAGAUAAUUCAGCUGUGUUAAACCUUGGGUUUGACUGGGAAUCGAUUUAAAGGGGAAAAUCUCUCGAAAGUGAACGUCGAGACACUGCCAUGAGAUUCACUCGUACCAUAAAUUAUUUACACCGACAAGAUUUCACUGCUAAGUGCACUUUUCAAGGAGAAUUUAUUUGCUCUAUGCAUUUGCUGUUAAAACUCGUCAAUCAAACUUUUAAAUAAAACAUUUUACUCUGAAGUCCAGAAAGCUUUUUUCUAACAUGUGUCUGUCACAAGUCAAUAACCUUACAAGUUGUUCCUUGGACUUGAAAAAGAACAUUUGUCAUACUUUCUCUGUCAUGGUUGAAAACUCAAGCAUAUAGUGAAAAGUCUCCCAAGUUAAAAUGUUUCGCGAAUUUUUCGAUCACCGUAUAGUAUGGACUUAUUUAUUGAGUUGGAGGGGUUUGUGCGUCAUGGCCGAGAGCCAAAUAUUUUCCCGUCCGGUUCGGCUUAACUCAGUCAAUAAGAAUUUUAUCAUAUAUUCGUCGUCAUAUGUCCUUAGCUCGCGAGGCAGUAGGAGGGCUUUGUACGGCCCUGUUCAUGCGUUACGGGUCAUACGAGCAUUUUUGUCUAAUGUUUUUCGAUAAAAGCGCGCGCGCGGGCAGUGCGGUCUUGAGUUAGUACCUACAGUAAUCGAACGUGAGACCUGAUUGAAGUAUUUCUAUUGCAGUUAUGUUUUAGGCUGAAACGCAGAAAGUGGCUCAAACUCCUCUUCGUUCUCAUCUGUCUUCUCGUUAUAACAGCACUCCUGGAGCAGAUGUACCUCGUCAGAAUGAAACCUUUCUUAAAUGUCUACAUGGUGAAUGUCGGUCGUUCAAUCGGUCGUCCCCUUUCUACCGACUGGGACAUGAAGCUAUCCCGAUCGAAAUGCGCAAUAACGCAUAUUACUGACAACCAUUCUGAGUUGGAUGAUGGGAAGAAAUGCCAACUGCCCAAUCUGGAUCCUUUCCGUUCAUACGUGGUGAAAGCUAUCAACCCUGUAGAGUCGAUAGACUGCGAAGGAAGAUUGUACACUGAAUAUGAAAACAGCGUCUUUAAACUCCUGGACGAUGUCGAUGAAAGUUAGUCUGUGGCCGAUUUGUUUGUUUUGUUCAGUUUUUCUCGUUUUCUUUCCAGUAAUUAUUAAGCACCUAGAGGGGGGUGGGAGGAUUUCAGGGGGGUUCAGUUGACAUCAGAAGAGUAUAAAAGGGAGACAUAGAAAAAUUGACUACCAAUGAGGGGGGAUCACUAGAUACUAAAGAGCCUUGGUGGGGGGAGGAAUGGGGGUGGAGGGGCAGAAGCAAAGUCCUCCGACCGCCCGGGCGAUAAAUAGAGAUCAUUAGAUCUGAUUUACAAGACACGAACUGACCUUAUUUACUAGACAUUUGAAGUCUGGCUUGUAACUCGUCAACGUCUGUCACAAGUUUUUCCUAAAAGGAGAGGGUGCAUUGUUUAGCAGGGCUGAUUCGUACGUUAGUUGACCAACUCGAAGGGUGUAAACUGGAUUGGAGCAAACCAACAUUUUACAUUUGAUCAUUAUCGACUCUUGCAAGCUCAAUAGCUCUCAUAGUAUUCACGUCCAGCUAAUAACAACGAAAUUUGGCAUGUUGUUAAAUUCAAAGCUCAAAAACAUGUUGAGGUGGCGUAGUUAUGGUUACACACUCCUGACCAAAUUAAGCUUGUAAAGGAAGUUCUUCUAUCAUGAUUUGCCACCCGAGCAUAAUCACUGCAUAUGACUCUGGGAUGUUUGCUUGCCGAACUCAUCGUUCUGGAUAUGUAGGAUCUUGUUUUGUUAUGUUUCCUUGAUGUAUAUAUUGAAAUCCUAAAUUAGCAUACUAUUAUAAAAACGGUUUUACGAGUAGAAUCAAACAUAUCUGUAAUUUUUAACCAACGGGAAGGGGUGGGAAUCAGCGAGCAACUUUUCUGAAUGGGUACAGUUUUCAGCCUGUUGGCUCACCAGGCCUAUAUGAACUGACUCAGUUUCUCUUUUUUGUAGAGCAUCAAAUUAAAGAGGUUUUUGCAGUGCCAAUAGUUCGUGUUUCAGAUCAAUAUUCGGCCUACGGAGAGAAGACCUUCCUUAGCCUGAAUAACAGAAGUGCCAUUAUGGUAGACGACUUUCUCAGAGUGACCAUUCGCUUUAGAGACGGAUCAGAGCAAACAGAUUUUCACGCCUCGAUUUCAGAGAUUCCCGAAGUCUCAGAGCAGAAGGAAACUCACAGCUCUCCCCUUAACAUAAUGAUUCUGGCAUUCGAUGGAACAUCUGCUGCCCACUUUGAGAGGAUGCUACCCAAAACAUACACUUACUUGAAAGACAAUCUAGAAUCCAUCAUGGUGAAAGGUUACUCAGUAGUAGGGGAAUCUACGACGCCCCAACUGACGGCUCUUUUGACCGGGAGGUCAUUAGAAGAGAACUGCGAUUUUAGUGAAGCAAGGAAAGAAUACGCAUCCUCCACAUUUGUAGACGUAUGGCCCUUCAUAUAUAAAGAUCUGAAACGUCUUGGAAUAGUCACGAUGUGGAGUGAAGAUGAUUAUCACAUAGGUAAGGCUUCCCUUAAUUCCGUGGCUAUCGCGGGUAAAAAAAAGUUGCCAGGUAAAUUUUUCGGUGACAAAGUUUUUAAUGUUUUUUUUUUUUUACAUGGCUAUUGGUGAAAUUCCAGAAUUUCUCUUUUUUCAAGAACAUAAUAUCUCUCGCUCAAAGACCAACUCAAUGGGCUGGUCAUUUACACGGGAUUUAACCGGCCAAGAGGCUUAGGCUCUCUUUACAAGAGGGUUAAUUUAAUUAAAUAAAUUUCCUUCCACUGUUAGCUUGCAGCCUCCUUGACACUGUUCACAGAAAUAAAUAUUCAGUUAAAAGAUUCAGAUAAAGUGAGGAGUUACGACGCGGUUUUGUUAAACAAUGGCUGACCCUUGUUUAAAUAAUCGGCCCAGUGAGUUUCCCCGCCCGGCAAUAUGAUAGCUUCUAUAUUAAUUAUGAUGAGACUCUCCGAAGAAUAGGGCAUGUACCUAUACUUUGGAUUCAGUCUCUUAGGUUUAUCAUCUCUUGAUGGAAGCCAUGUAAUCGAGACAGCGCCAGCGCUUAACUCUUUGACUCCCAAUAUCUCAAUAAAAAUUAUCCUUACUGUCUACCACAUACAUUACUCAAGAGUUUUGUCCCUGAGAAUUUGGUUUUUGAUCAAAUGGUUAUCCUCUAUUAAUCUUUUUUGCUAAUCUCAUUACUUAGUUUCGUGAUAUUGUAUUGAUAUCGUAAGGAUAUAUUUAUAAUUUGGUCAUCCCUGAGAGUAUAAAAAGUUAACAUGAAAUAGCAGAUGUUGUUUUAUUUUUUGUCCUAAAGGUACAUUCACUCUUAGACUAAACGGAUUCAAUGAUCAGCCCACGGACCAUUAUGGAAGAACUUUAUGGUUAACCACGCCAGGCGAGCUCUGCUUUAAUUCUCAGCAGCAGUACAAGGUACAGCUGAAAUACCUCAAAAGCUACAUGAAAUCAUAUCCCGGGAAGCGAAAAUUUGGUUUCACUUUUUUUUCCGACUUGUGUCAUCGUGAACCUGGUCUUGUCCAUGCUGCUGAUAGCGGAAUAACAGCCUUUUUCGAGUCUCUUCAACGAGAGAAUCUUUUGAAUGAUACCCUGUUCAUUACAAUGUCCGACCACGGCGCAAGAUUCGAGGAGGUGAGACAAAGUCCUCAGGGGAAAUUGGAACAGCGACUUCCAUUUCUUUCUUUAACGUUUCCUUCGUGGUUUAAACGCAGCUAUCCCGAUCAAAUUGCAGCUCUGGUUAAAAAUACUCACAUCAUUUCGUCACCGUUCGAUCUUCAUAAAACGAUAAAACAUCUAUUAGCGUUUCCGAAAAAGCAUUUUAUCGAGACGAAUACGACAGGUAAAAGCUUCUUCGAGCCAUAUUCUAUCAGCAGAACUUGUAGCGAUACGGGCAUUCCGGAAUAUUACUGCCCGUGUUUAAAGUGGCACCCCAUUAGUAUAAGUCAUUCGCAUGCAACGGAAGCUGUCAGAGUUGCGGUGGACCACAUCAACAAGCUCUUAAUGUCACACCCGAUGACAGCCAAACUAUGCCACCAACUUAAACUUAAGAUGAUCGCUGAAGCUUAUCAGAGUCAACCAAGCAGUGAAACACAUCUUACGUUAGAUCUUGAACAAACCGAAUGCACUUAUCAAAUUCAAUUUCAAACAACUCCUGGUGAUGGCAUAUUUGAAGGGCUAGUCAGGAUGGACUUAUCCGGGAAUUUUAAAGUAUAUAGUAAAUUGGAUCGUAUUAACAUGUACGGCGAUCAGCCGCGGUGUAUUUAUGAUGCUGUGCCGUCCAUACGAUCGUACUGUUUGUGUAAAUAAUAGUAAUAGUCUUAAACGAGGGCUAUCUCCUCUGCCAUAAUUGAGGCAAAGAAAUAUAGAAGAUUAGAUUCCGUAGAAACUCCGGCGUUCCUUUACUUUAAAUCAACUGAUCCUCCGUCUGUUUUCCCUGUAAACCAUGUGAUCCCCAGAAUCCAAUUUGAGAGCAAUACGGUUAUCCUCGAACGGCCAUAAAAAAAACCGAGCGCUGACCGCGUAAAACGAUCGCUGUAAUUAAAGUUAUGAUACCUAGACUUGAGGCGUUAAAAAGUCGUAAAACGCAUAAAGGCUGCGCCUAAAUUGAUGUUUUUUAAAAUACUUACUCACGUUCUUGUGAAGUAACCAGGAGGAGCUGACAGAAGAUUGACAGUCGUUUAACAAAACAUCACCUAUUCCUAAUUUCUUAUGCCCGGGAGGGGGGUGGAGGUGGGGGAGUCGGAAGAUUUGGGUUGUGUGACAAUAAAUUUUACCUGAUCUCCUCUAAGUCUCUGUGGUAUUCUAGUAAUUCUCCCUCUUCGACAGUCAAUUUCAACAGUCUCCCCUUAAUAUUUUUUAGCGACAACUUAUUCCCUUCGUUCCCCCAUGAAAACGAUAAAAUUCUCCCAACACCCCUAACCCCCCCCUGCCCUCCCCAGCCCUCUCACGGUGGUAAAUGAUGACAGUUUCCUUAAGCUCUCGUAAUGCCCUGUGCCGAUAGAUCGUGAUAAGCUUGAGCUCAUGCAUGCAUCGUAUGGUGACGAUAUUUUACAUCGACCAAGUAAACGUUAACAAAAUCUUUUUCUUGUUUAAUAAAUUUUCCUUAUUGUUCGUAGGACGCCUGGCCAAUGAACCAACAUGAGCAAUUCAAAAGGUACAAAAUUUAAAUCUUUAAGAACAAAUAUUCAAGUUUCUCAACAGAGAAUUUAAAGAAAUACAGUUCAAAGAUCAUGAAUGCGUGAUGAAUUUACAACAUGAGUGCACAGUUCGUUUUCGGAGAGGAAGGACCUGCCAGUGGUAAUGCAUAUUUCUGUAAAUCAAAUGGAAACUACUUAGUAUUCAAGUCACACUACCGAGGUAAUACGUAACAAGUUUUGAAUCCAUAGCAACACAAGUAGUACUGAUAGCUGCAAAAACAUCGAUUCGACAUGAAUUCAGUACGAAUAGUUAAAUAACGAAAGACUAUUGUUAGUGAAAAAGGUUCAGGCUUAAAAUAAUGACUUAGUGCCUUAAUUAAAAGUACUCUUGGAAUAAGGUAGAUUGUUCCUUUAAAACAAAUCAAUUUUAGCACAUAUAUAUCUAUAUUUCCACCUGCACUAGAAAACUUAUUAAAAAGCACUCUAAGUUACUGCUUCUAAAUUAGCUUUCCCACGAGUAAAAGCAAAUCCCGAACUCACGCGGCACUUUCUUUACAUUAGCUUGGACACUUUCACUCUUAAAAAAUACUUGAGCAAUCAAUCAAGCACUUGUGUGAUGACUGUCACAAUAGCUAAUACCGUUCUAUUCAAGAAAUUGGACACCGCUGUAUUAAAUAAACUUUAGGAAGUCCAAGAACAAAAGACCAAUUUUAAUAACACUCUCGAUUCUGAUAAUUUCGAGUUAGUUCAACAAAUUUCGAUAUAUUUUGGUUUUUUCGAAUCCGGUGUAAUGUUUCAGAUGACUCAAAUAAUGCUUAAAAUCACCUGAUCACUGUAAAAAGUUUUUCCAUAGAAAUUUUACUAUGAAUAACUGUUUUUCUUUUUAAGCUCUUUUUUAGGUAAAUCUUUUUGCUAGCAACACAUUCAUGGUUGUCAUGCAAAACUGGAAUGUUUGACGUUUUGAAUAAGUAAUAUAAUCUAGUUAUAAAGAAGACGGGCCAUAAAGAGAAAGAAGCUUUCUAUUCAUUUUCCUUUUCGGGGGAGGUAUUCCACAGGUAAGUCACGCAGUUUUUAAAAGUAGUUCCGCCGCGGAAUCUCAUAACUUGAGCAAAUAUACAUGACAUCAACUCUUUAUUAACUUUUUAAGGUUUGGCACGUAACAUGUUUCGAAUGAUAGCGUCGAACGUGGAACGAUUAUUACUAUUGCUAAAAAGAGAAAAUGAGACUGUCAAUCAAAUUGAAAAGCGAAGGUUUCUCUACUGGCUUUCGUCUUGUUAGUUAGAAAUUUAUCUUCAGUUGUACAUAGCUAGGGCACUAGACUUUCACAGGCACGAAACAUCAUAUCAUUAUCACUUUGUCGGGCAUUGCGGCGAAUUUUGCGGGCUAAGGUGGAGAUUUUGGCAUCUUAGCCAGUCUACAGACUGUUUUGUUGCAACUUUUUACUAAGUUUUUCUCUUAUCAGUGCUAACUCUGCUAACUCCGCUAACUCGGCCCCAAUUAGCACGAACCCCCAGAUAACUCUAACAAAAUCCCAUCUCCAUCGACCCCAUUUUUUCAGUCACUUACUAUCAGCUACCUCGAACCACCGCUAACUCGAACCAUUUUUGUUUCCAUUGGGAAUUCGAGGGAGUGGGGAUCUACUGUUAUAGACCUUAUGUUAACUCUAAGUCGGCCCAAAACAAAUUUUUGGCCGUGUACAUAAAUUCUAUCAGCUAUUAGAACUCAAUGACCCAAUCGGACGCUUGACACGUUUAAACUUGCGCACUUGCAAGAAUCAGUUUUUUCCAGAACUUUCGAUGAAUGGAAAAAAAAAAAAAAAAAAGAUUACUGAUUGUGAAUGUGGGUGGGUAAAACCCAAACGCUGGCAAACAAUUGCUCCAAAGGUAAACAUUCCCUGCGAAAAAAACACGACGGCGACGGCAACGAGGUGGUGACAAAACAAAAGCUCUAAUGAGCAGAACAAGAGCACAGCACGUGCGUUUUCAAACUUUGUGCAUCUUUCUAGCAUUCCUCUACAAAACAACAACGUGAAGUCACCGAAAUAUUUAAGUUUAUGUGGAAAAAAUCGCUGUUCACAUACGUGAUGCUGAAGUUAAGGUGUGGCACCGCAAACGACGGUCAACACAUUCAUGCAGCCAUUUGUGUAAUUUCAACUGAAAAUGUAAAUUAUUUUUUUAAUCGACGUACUGUUAAGCGUUGCAGUCCUGACUGCAAAAGAUUCCUGUUAUUGGUAAUAAGUUUUAAUUUAAACUGAUUAAUAUUUCAGACAUACGGAGAAGAACUUCAUUUCGUAGCUUUCAUCCGGGUUUUACUGGUGAGACUAGGUACAUCAUCAAUAAAUUAUAGACAGUUUAUAUUCUCUUGUACAUCCUGGAGAAAUAUUUUAAAAGAGCAAGAGAAAAUUUCAAGACUGCCUCUAAAAGCUAUUUCAAAACAAUAGCUACAUGUAAUGACACACAUUUACGUGGCGAUCUAAUUAAUUAAUAGUGGUAAGGCGUGGGGUUCCCAGGGAGCAGCCAUUAGUAAUCGCCUAAGGAGGAGGAGAAGGGGGGCUGGGAGACAGAGAGGGGGCGGAGUCAUUCGUUGCUACCAGAGUAUAAAGAAGGGAGUAUAGAAAACUUUAAUUUUAAUUUACCCUUAAAAGAGUAACUCCCUCUCCCCACUUCCCUUCGUUAGGAGGCUUGGUUACAAAGGCUACAGUUUUCGUUAUACCUUUAUAUUUUAAAUUCUGUCGAACAUAUCAAGGGAAAUUACCUUCAUAGGGUUUAAGAUUGGUAUUUGCACAUCACUACUAUGGGAGGGAGGAUCAACCACCACCACAGAAGGGGGGGGGUUACGAAAAUUAUAAUCGCCAAUAAGAGAGGAGGGGUGGGGGGGAAGAGCCAAAGCAAAGCCUUUAGAGGUUAAGGUAAAUAUCAUUGUGACACAGCCAAACUCGUCCUCCCCUCACCCCCUCCCAACCCCCUUUUCAGGCGAUAAAUAAUAACUGGUUCCUUAUUUAACAAGGGGGUCAUUAAGGGACGAUAUAAUUUAAAGGGAGUGGGAAUAUAGAAUUCAUCUAACGAAAGCUCCUUCUCUUCUCUGUUCUCUUCGUAUCUCUCUCUCCUCCUAAAGGGUCUUGAUGGGGUUAUCUGUCAACCAUAAAACGGCGGAAAAAAAUCACUGUUAGUAGUAAGAUUGACAAAUUUUAACCAACGAUGGAAAGAAAUCAACCGUAAUCCGUAAAUUGGCCAAAAUUUUAAUCUUUAGCCCAUCACCCCAUCGAGACCCUGUGAAAUGACUCAAAUAUCUACAGCUCCAUUUAGGCAGAUUCAACUUCAUACAACGUCAAGUCAGGAAAGUUACUUUUUUUUUGUAGGUUUUCAUGACCACAUGGCGGCUGUCAAUGUUAGACUGAUCUUGAGGCUUCUUGUGUCUAUGGCAUUCGCACUCACCAUAAUGACGCUAAUACGAUGCAUAGAAUUCGUCACAAAGUUUCCGAAGCAGUUUCAGUAUAGGACUUUUUUCAUCUUCAACCGUUCAAAUAUUCCCCAGAACCAAGGUGCAUGCGUAUUACCUAUGGCUAUCAUCAACAAAAAGUCCCAUUCAGAUGGAGAGCUGGGUUGUGAAGUUCCUACAUUGGAUCCCUUCCUACCCGUUAUUAUGAAAUCUCUCCAACCCAGAGAGCCAAUCAAAUGCAAUGGCAGACUAUAUACAGAGUAUGAAAAUAACGUGUUAAGAUUUCUUGAUGACAUCAGUGAAGGUUUGUCGUGGAGAAGUGUUUUAAGGAUAUUCUUUUUUUCGUCAAUGUUAAUAUCCCUAUAUAUAUAUAUAUAUAAAAAAAGAAUAAGCAACGUAACUUUCUUAAGUUAAAUUAGUCCAUCGUGCAAAAGUACCUUCAGCUCAAAGAGGUCUAUAAAAUUUUAUUUCGAUAAGAUGAAAAAACACAACAGAGGCGAUGAUGAACCAUGAAAGUUUGCACAGGAUGAAUACGAUUUAACCCUGAAUUUCCAGAACCAUUUAAUAUUUGAGAACAUCAUCCAGCUAAAUUAUUCAAGCUUUACAGACAGCUAAUGACGUAUCACAUCUAAGCGGCCAGGCGAGGAAUGCCCCGCUAUUAAUAAUUUGAAAAGUGAUGGUGGUGGCGGUAGGAAGACAGUGAUAGAGAGAUAAAAUCACCCGCGAUUGUCUUCACGUUGUGUCUGUGCAAAUUUGUACGACAUACAGCGCACCAAUGGAUUCGUACCUUGACUUAUGUAUCCAUGCAUGGGCAUGCUUUGUAACAUGAAAGUUUCAAAAGUCCCCUUUUAAAUUACCCCUUCCCCUUUCAACGGUACGGUUGUUAUCGUGAAUUGUUUUUCUCAUCUUCUUUAGGGCAUCAAGUUGAUGAGGUCUAUGCAGAACCUUUCAUUCGUGUUUCUGACUUCAAUGUAACACUGGGGGAGAAGAGAUUCCUAGAGCUAACGAAGAAAGAGGUCAAAGUACCGAUAAAUAGUGACUUUUUAAAAGUGACAGUUCGUUUUAAAGAUGGCUCUGAGCAGACAGAUUUUCACGCCUCGAUUUCAGAGAUACCCGACGUCGCGCAGCGCAAAGAAACGCACGAUGCACCCUUAAACAUAAUGGUCCUAGGAUUAGACAGGACAUCCUCAGCCCAUUUUCAAAGAAUGACACCAAAGACCUAUGCUUUCUUAAAGGACCAAUUAGAUUCCAUUAUAUUCAAGAGUUAUUCAAUAGUCGGGGAAAAUACGGCACCAGCUAUGUCUGCCUUCUUAACUGGCAAGUCACUGAAGGAAAACUGUGCAUUCAAGGAAGCAAGGAAAGGUUUUAAAAAUGCUGGACGCGUCGACGACUGGCCAUUUAUAUUUAGCGAUCUCAAAACCCUUGGAAUUCCAACAAUGUGGAGUGAAGAUCAACCCACUAUAGGUAAAUCGUUUCCAAGGGGAAGUAUUCUCCUGAAAUUUAGUGAUUUUAUCUCCAAUAUUAAACAUUUAUGUGCGAUUAUGACUCUGGGCGCGUUUUCAACACCAAAAGACGCUCUAAGCUUGAUGAAAUUUGCUUUGGAAAAUGGUAAAAAUAAUUCCUCAUGCCGACAUUUUGGAUAUGACCGCUUUCCUCUGCGUAACACUCUCACUUCUCUUUCCACAAUCUGAUGGCGAUCUUUUGAAAAAAAUUGGAACUAAAAAAGAAAGAUUCAAUUGACUAGAAAAAAAUGAGGUUUCGCAAUGAGUUUCUUAAACCUCUUAGCGUGGUUAAAAUAAUCUGGUGUUUGUGCGGCCUGGUUACUAGGCUGGUUACAAAAUGCACGUGUCCAUGGUCGAAAUAUUGGCUCAGGUUGUAUGUCGAAAGGUUAUGUAAAUUUUUGUAGUCGAAGACCGCGGUAAUUAAUUUUGAAUUUUUUACAAAUAUACUCCACGAUGGCGAAGAUUAGAAUUGUGUGAUUAUUUCUUAACUAAACUUGGAGCAAAUUUUGCCAGACAUUAUUUAGAUACCAUUUAAACAAUAUAAUUUUUUUUGCUACGGUUUUAUCCAAGCAAAGCAAAGAGCUCAUGCAGUUUUUACAUUUUUAGGAGCGUUUCAUUUUCGACUGAAAGGAUUCAACAAACAACCCACUGACCACUAUGGAAGAUCCCUGUGGUGGUUGUAUGAUGGUAGCCUCUGUAAGCACUCCCUUCCACAGUACAAGCUGCAACUGCAAUAUCUAAAGAGCUUCAUAAAGUCCUAUCCUGGAAAAAGAAAAUUUGGUUUCGUAUUUUUGUCAGACCUUUGCCAUCGUUCGGCUAAUCUUCUUAGUGCUGGGGAUGACGGAUUUUUGGAAUUUUUUAAAUCAUUAAAGAAUGAGAGUCUUCUUAAUGACACUUUAUUUAUUACAAUGGGUGACCACGGUCCUUACACAUAUGGUGCAAUACGGGAUAGUCCUCAGGGGAAACUUGAACAUCGGCUUCCAUUUCUUUCUUUGACUUUCCCUGCUUGGUUCAAACGCAGUUAUCCAGUGCAAAUGGCAGCACUAAUCAGGAACUCCAGGAUCAUAUCGUCACCGUUCGAUCUUCACAAAACUAUGAAGCAUCUGUUAACGUUUCCGCAGAAAACUUUUGUCCAGACGGAUACCAUUGGUGAAAGCCUUUUUGAACCACUGCCAGAUGACAGAGCUUGCGAAGAUACCGGUAUUCCAGAAUUUUAUUGUCCCUGUUUAAGUUUGCGAUCCAUUGACACUGCUCAUGCUCAUGUUCAUCGAGCUGUUAAGGUGGCUGUGAAGCACAUUAAUGACAUUUUGAUGUCUCGCUCAAUCUCGGCCAGGCUUUGUCAUCAACUAGAGUUAAAGGCGAUCUUUGAAGCUUACCAGAAAAUGCCAAGUCGUGGCUCACCCAAAAACGUUCUAACAGAUCACAGAAAUACUUCGUGCAAGUACCAGAUCAAGUUUCAAACGACACCUGGUGAUGGUUUGUUUGAAGCACUCUUAAAAAUGAACUCAACCGGAGGUUUUGAAAUUUUAAAUUACAUCUCUCGAGUCAAUACGUACGGAAAUCAGUCAAGCUGUAUUAGAGUACCAUACAUCAAACCAUAUUGUUUGUGCAGAUAA
Molecule: messenger RNA, 20372 nt
Organism: Pocillopora meandrina
Lineage: Eukaryota; Metazoa; Cnidaria; Anthozoa; Scleractinia; Pocilloporidae
Source: the annotation of a GenBank genome assembly